AGGGGAGCGGGCUGGAUGCAAAGUUCUCCAUACAGGCUGCAGGGCCGGUCGCUGUGGGUGAGGCCCAGUGCAUGGCGGUCAGGCGGCGGACUCGGCCCUCCACAGUUCUACCACAGAAAACAGCCUUAGAUGUGGAAUUAAUGUCUGAGAAGUCACCAUCAGAGCAGAAUGGAGAGCUUGGGGCUACCGGCAGUGACCCUUUCUGAAGGGACAACAGCCUUUGUUCAGCAAGAUGACAGUGAAGAAAAGUUAAUUGAAGGGCAGGUGAUUGAACUUGAAGAUGGAUCCACAGCCUUUGUACAACAUGUUACAUUGCAAAAAGAGGCUAUCAUGUUUGAAGAUGGUCAGCCAGUGGCACUGGAAGAUGGUACCAUGGCAUUUAUACAUCAUGCUCCCAAAGAGGGUUAUGACCCCAACACCCUGGAAACAAUCCAGCUGGAAGAUGGAUCCACAGCUUUUAUACACCGUCCUGUUUCCAUGCCAAUGGGCCAUACCAUCAUGGCAGUACAAACAGAUGUUGGGCUGGAAGAAUUGGCCAUUGGAGAGAAAGAUGAAAACUUUGAUCUUGAUACUGUUUCUGUCCUCAAGGAUUACAAGGUCUGCGAGGAAGAGGAUGGAAUGGCAAGCAUCUGUCACUUUCAAUCCAGCGAUUCCUGCAAUGUUAUUUCACAGCAGGGCUUCCAGGAGGAGGAAGUGAAGAGCAAUGGGAAGGGACCAAAGGUUCCUGAGAGAGCAUAUCGUUGUGAAUACACUGGGUGUAGCCGCCUCUUUACCACAUCCCAUCAUUUGAAGGUGCAUGAGCGUGUUCAUACAGGUGAUCGUCCAUAUAGAUGUGACUUCUCAAGCUGUGGAAAAACCUUUGCUACAGGAUAUAGCCUAAAAAGUCAUGUGAGAACCCACACGGGUGAGAAGCCAUACAAGUGCCCAGAAGACUUAUGCACCAAAGCCUUCAAGACCUCGGGAGACCUGCAGAAACAUAUCCGGACACACACUGGUGAACGGCCAUUCAGAUGCCCCUUUGAAGGCUGUGGUCGCUCUUUCACCACCUCCAAUAUACGCAAAGUCCACAUCCGUACGCACACUGGUGAACGGCCAUAUAUGUGCCCUGAGCCUAAAUGUGGAAGAGGGUUCACUAGUGCCACCAACUACAAGAACCAUAUGCGAAUCCAUACUGGGGAAAAGCCAUAUGCAUGCCUGGUCCCAGGCUGUGGAAAACGCUUUACAGAAUAUUCCAGCCUGUACAAACACCAUGUGGUUCACACGCAUUGCAAGCCAUACACCUGCAACACUUGUGGCAAAACCUACCGCCAGACAUCUACGUUGGCUAUGCAUAAGCGCACCACACAUGGGGAGGUGGAGGCCACAGAGGAGAGCGAACAGGCUCUCUAUGAGCAGCAGAUGGGAGCAACUACUGUUGAUAAAAGUAUGACUCUGCUGAAGCACCAGUGUAUUGUUUCUGUGAAGCUGGAAGAGGAGGAGGAGGAGGAGGAGGAAGAUUGCAUGUCUACACCAGUGGCUCUUGUAUCUCAGGGUGGAGUUGAACAGGUUACCAUAGUCACUUCUGGGACAAUCGUAUCUAAGGAUUCAUCCAGUCAUGACCAGCAGUUGGCAAUGCUAGCAGUGGCUAAUGGCACUCACAUUGCAGUACCGGUAAUAUAUAAGGGCAUCCUAUUUCAAGUUGGAUUAUAUCUCUUGAGUGUGUCUCUGCAUCUCCUUUCUACCAAUAAAAUAAAGGUCCUUCUAUGUCUAUUUUGUUAGUGUGUGGUCUAGCUUUUCCUGCUACUCUAGGCUGAAACACUCCUUUUCAGAAAGCUACAAAGAAAUGGAAGGAAAGCCAGACUUAGAUACUCAUGCCUGGCAGGUGACACACCACCCCUGGAAACCUCAAUUGAUCAGGUUGAACCCUGAUUCCUGGAAUGAGCCUGCUUCUGAUCUUGUUGGGUCAAGUGGUAUUAGGGCAUGUGCAUUCCCAUGCAUCUGCUUUGGUUCAAACAUUGAUUUGCAGUUAUUUUCAUUUCACAACUUAACCAGUUUUUCCCUGUGCACCUACACACACACACACAAACCUUAGAAGAAGAAUUUCUGUGGUCAGCAUUUUCCACAUUACAUACUGCUCAUAUAAUUUGCUUUUUGAGCCUUGAUGCAGUGUGUGACUAUUGUUUUCAGUUAGAUAGAAAGCCACAGAUUGUGGUUGUUACCUGUCACCAAGUUGUCUCUAACUUAUGGUGACCCUAUAAAUGAAUGUUUUCCAGAAUGUCCUAUCCUUGACAAUCCUGCUCAGCAGUUGUAAACUCAAGGCAUCUCCUAGUUGGCCAGUCUCUCUUGCUUCUGUCUUCAGUUUUCCUUAGCAUUAUUUUCUUUUUCACUGAGUGUUGUCUUUUCGUGAUGUGCUUGAUGUACAACAAGUUCGGUUUAUCACUUCUGCUCCCAUGAAAAGUUCUGGCCUGAUGUGAUUUGGGGUUCUCUUCUUCCUCUUUUUGUCAGCCUAAUGUAUUCACAAAGCGCUGCUCCACCAUGCAUCCACCUCAUCAUUUUUUCCCAUCAGGUUUCUUCAGCGUCCUGCUUUCACACCCAUACAUAAUGGUUCGGAAUACAACAAUGUGGAUGAUUUUUGCCUUGGUUUCCUAUGAAGCAUCCUUGAACUUGAUUAUCUUUUCUAGUACCUUCAUUGCUCUCUUUCCAAGUCUCAGUCUUCUUCUUAUUUCUUGGUUACAGUCUGCCUUCAAAUUGAUAUGACUGCCAGCCGUCAUUGCUACCUUUCUCUGUGCUCCCCCUAAAAGAGGAGUGUGCAUUAUUAAUUCUUCAGGAUUCUUGUUUGCACCACCUUAGUGUACCUCCCCUCAAUGAAAAACCCUGCCGUGUCCCUUCUUACCCUUUUGCUAUGUUUUCUGCAGCACCACGGCUGCAAGCAGCACUCCUACUGCAGUGCAGUGGCAUGGCAGCUGAACUAGGAUUGAACUCCUGCUCAAGCAGCUUCCUUUUGGUAAUUCUACAUGUAUCUACAUGCACAAAGCAUUUCUCUAUCAGAACAAAUGGGGAAAACCUUCAUGGAGGGCUCGUUCCUCCAAAAUACUGUAUCAUUUUUUAAAUGGAAAAGGUUCUUGUCCAUGAAGUCAAUCAGAAUAGGACUGUCAUGCUUAUGUCAUGUUAUACAACUGUGAGGGCACCCACCAGCUGGCUCAAGUUUAUUCUGGACUGAGGGGAUGCCCAGUAGCUGGCUGCAGUUACUCCCAAAAGAAUGAAUUCUGCUGCGAGUGAUAGAAGCGAAAAAACUAUUUCACCUGUGCAGGUAAGCAACUUGUCGUAUUGGAGGCACCAAUUAACUACACCCUCUUUCUUCACUUCUCAUCUUUCUACUGCUUUCUUUUCCAAAAAACGUUUGCUGUAUAUUUGCACAGUGUGAAGAAGGAGUUCAGGGGCAGGGUCUUGGCAGAAAUUGUUUCAGGGGUGGGGUUGGAUAAUCUAGGCCAGGGGUCGGCAACCUUAAACACUCAAAGAGCCAUUUGGGCCUCUUUCCCACAGAAUAGAAAACACCGGGAGCUGCAAAACCCUAUUGACAUCUAAAAUGAAGAUAAUGCAUAUAUCGGUUUUUACCUUUAUGCUAUGUAUAAAAAAAUUAUAGUGUGUUGCAUUUAUGAAAUCGAUGAAAGAUUCUUUUAUAUAAUGUCCAUCUGUGAACAUCUUGCUAUGCCUGACUAUUUCCUGAGAGGCCACAAAACUAGCAUAUGUAGUUGAAUUUGCAGGCUUGGUCCACUUCUUGAAAUGAUUCUUGCUCAAAUCAACCUGUCGCAUCAGUUCUGAAAUGGCUUUUUUUCUCUCAUCUCCAUCCGGAUAUUUUUCAGC
Molecule: messenger RNA, 3843 nt
Organism: Varanus komodoensis (Komodo dragon)
Lineage: Eukaryota; Metazoa; Chordata; Lepidosauria; Squamata; Varanidae
Gene: ZNF76
Product: zinc finger protein 76
Exons: 13
Coding region: 169-1758 (529 amino acids)
Biological process (GO): regulation of transcription by RNA polymerase II
Molecular function (GO): RNA polymerase II cis-regulatory region sequence-specific DNA binding; DNA-binding transcription factor activity, RNA polymerase II-specific
Source: RefSeq, a predicted model, not a curated record